This is a messenger RNA of Papaver somniferum (opium poppy), 2016 nucleotides long. RefSeq names its product RING-H2 finger protein ATL54-like. Gene Ontology annotation, molecular function: transferase activity. NCBI's taxonomy places the organism in Eukaryota, Viridiplantae, Streptophyta, Magnoliopsida, Ranunculales, Papaveraceae. The transcript has a single exon. The record is from RefSeq and is a predicted model, not a curated record. Gene Ontology annotation, biological process: protein ubiquitination. Bases 299 to 1567 code for a protein of 422 amino acids.
UACAAAACUUUCAACAGCCAGGAUCCAAUUACGUGUACACAUUGGAAUUUUAACACUUCUUAUUAUUGACUAAAGAGAACAAGUAAAAGUCUUGAGUUUCACUUGGCUGAAAGGGAGAUUUGAUCUUCCUCCUCCUCAAUUCUUUAAUGAUCCUUUCACCAAACUCAAACCCAUGAGUUUUUUCACAGAAACAUGUUUCAGACAAACCUUUUUCUCAGUUUCCUCUGUAAUUUCUUCAAUCUCUCAGAAACAGAGUUUCAGGUAAGUUCUUGAUCAUUUCUCUGUUGUAUUUACAGAUAUGGGUUUGAAUAAUAGAAGAUUUCUGUUUAAUCCAAUAGAUCUUUGUAAGGAUUGUUUUCUAUAUUAUUGUCCAAUUGAAUGUUAUCAUCCACCUCCAGGUUACCCAUCUUUUGAUGAAUAUGUUAGUGAUAUGCCUCCACUCCCUUCUUUCAUCUUUCCACCACCACCACCACCACCACCACCACCGCCACCACCUACUAGUCUUCUUUUAUCACCUUUUCUGAUUGCUUUGAUUGCAAUACUUGGUAGUUUCUUUCUUGUGAUGAGUUUUUACACGAUUUUACUCAUAGUCAAGUGUUGUUGGAUGAAAAAUAGAAGGAGGAGGAGGAGAAACACACCACCACAAGAUCAAAACCCAGAUGAUGAUAAUAAUAUGCUUGCAGAAUUUAUGGAUGAGAAUCACGGACCUUUAAUUGAUCAUCCAAUUUGGUAUAUUACUACUGUUGGUCUAGAACAAGCUAUUAUAAAUGCAAUUAGUGUUUGUAAAUAUAAGAAAGGGGAAGGUUUGGUUGAAGGAACUGAUUGUUCUGUGUGUUUGAGUGAAUUCGAUGAAGGCGAGACUCUUCGUCUUUUGCCAAAGUGUAGUCAUGCUUUUCAUCUUCCUUGUAUUGAUACUUGGUUAAGGAAUCAUAAGAAUUGUCCGUUAUGUCGUGCGCCGAUUGUAUCGAACCCAGCUGUGGGUGUGUCAAAUGCUAUUGUGCCGAUUCUGGAAGAGGAACUGGAUGUUGUGGAGGAAACUCGGAUUGAGAUUCCGGAGAUUGGUAGUGGAGUGGAGACGGGAGAGAGAGAGGAUAGUGUAGUUAGUGAAGCAAGGAUUGGAAUUGAAGAUGAGAUAGAGUUGCAGGAAGUGAGAAGGGAUAUAGAUUUGGUAAAGGAAGGUGAAGAUUCUGCUGUUCCCAAUUCUGAAAUUAGAGUUGUAAGUGACUUGGGUGAGAAUCAGGGGCCUCUUGAGAAUGCGAUACAGCCGGUUAGGAGGUCUGUUUCAAUGGAUUUCUCGUCAAUGUUUUGCUUCUCUAUGGGUAAUUCAUUUCGUGUGGAAUUAGAAGUGAGUCCGGAGUUGCAACCGGUUAGAAGUAAGGAUUCUGAAUUGGCAAUUGUUCCCAAGAAUAAAAGCUCGAAUCCUAGUGUUUUGGGUUUAAUUGGUAGUUCUUCGAAAGGGAGAUCAUUGCAGACCGGGCCUGUUUCCAUGAAGAGAUCUUUCUCAAGUGGUGCGAAGUUGUUUAUACCGAGAUACAACCACAACCGGAGCUCAAUUCUUCCUCUGUGAGCUUCUUACUCUUUUUCUGGCUUUAGUAUGUAAAUAAAAUAAAUUUUAUGGUGGGUUAUGUUGGUAAAAAACCGCAUUACUUGAGAUAUCUAGCAAAGGUUGGAUAUUUUUAAUACAGAUAAUCGGGGAACUCCUUGGCAUUGUGCGGUAAUUUUAAUUAGGCCAGGGGAAUGAUCAAAGAACUGCAACUUCUAAACCCGGCAAAGUAAUUAUGUAAUGUUUGUCCAAUUUCAAGUACUGGAUGAGACGUACGAAAACUUGUAAACCGUAAGACCGUUGCUGUUUUCAUUUUUUGGGUGUGUUUUGUAAGUUGUACAAGUGAAAUUCAUGCUUGUCAUCUACAUCAUAAUGUACGAGUAACAAACUUAAUGAGGUAAAGAUCCUUAUUCCGGAAACUUAUUUCUCCGCAAAUGCCUGCAUAAUAAUACCACGUUUACUAUUGUGUCUCA